This is a messenger RNA of Oncorhynchus masou masou (cherry salmon), 5140 nucleotides long. Its product is annotated as myosin light chain kinase 2, skeletal/cardiac muscle-like. Gene Ontology annotation, biological process: protein phosphorylation. The transcript is spliced from 14 exons. The coding region runs from base 329 to 2839 and encodes 836 amino acids. Gene Ontology annotation, molecular function: ATP binding; myosin light chain kinase activity. The record is from RefSeq and is a predicted model, not a curated record. Lineage: Eukaryota; Metazoa; Chordata; Actinopteri; Salmoniformes; Salmonidae.
AGUACAGAGGUGUCAAACUGUGGGUGAGCGACAUAGGGGCAUAGGGACAAUCUCACAGAUUACCGUGACCAUUACUAGCUGUAUCUUUCUGUUUUACUCUUCAUGGAUUUGAAUUUUGUUCACUUGUUUAUUUUUCAUCGAGAUAUUGGCAUUUCAUUCCCGUUUCCGUCAUUAGAUCAGAUUGUCUGUACACUUGAAGAUGAGCACAGAGGGAUAAGGCUGGCUACAUUUUCCAAAAAAGGUUCCCCGUCUGUCUCACGGACAUUGGUCACCAAUCUUUCCGUGACCGUUUUUCUGUUUCGAUUGGGCGUCCUAACAUGAUUCUAUCAUGAGUUCCAAGGUAGUGAACUAUAACUCAACCUCAAGAAAGCCAAGCACGAUGGAUAACGUAACCGAUUGCAAUGGUGCCGGCUUGGACCUCAUUCAGAAUCGCAUUGAGUCUCUGAACAGUAAGAUGGACAAACUCAUCAACAUCCAGGAGAAGGUCCUCAACCGGCUGGAUGGAAUGUCCCAGGACAUUGACAGUAUAGAGAGGGACAUGGAAACACUGAAGGUGGAUAAGGAAGAGAUCCAUAUGCCUGCCAGAGCCCGAACUCUAUCACCGGCCCUGGCUCAAACCCAGGGCACGGGCAUGGGGGGCGAGGUGAGAGAGAUGUGUCAGGAGAUGAGCUCCAUCAUGACAGUGCUGGACCAGCGCUCGGAGAAGCAGGCUGAGAAGCUGGACGGGAUGGAAAAGCUGGUCCUCAGCAUACAUCAGGUCAUCAGAUUCAUUGGGGAAACGAUGAAGAGCCCCCGGGUUAUGGAGAUGAUGUUUAUGGGUCCGGCAGCACACAAGGCCUCCAAGUCAAAAGACCUCAAGAUGGCUAUUAAGAGGCAAUCGUCCGCAGAAAAGAGCAAGAGCUCAGUUACUAAGAAGACCGACAAGCCAAAAGAUCACAAGAAGAAGGAUGGGAAGGUGAAGUCGGGUCUGAAAGCACAGAAGAAGAAGAAGCCCCCAGACACAGCAGAUACCAUCUCCCUUAGGAAGCAGGUGUUGCUACUAGAGGAGGUGCAGAAGCUCAACAGGGAGAAUGCAGAGAGAUCAUCAUCAUCAUCAUCAUCAGGUUACCAGCAGCAGCAGCACCUCACCCCUGAUGGCUUCCUGGACCUGGAGGCUGGACCUGGAGGGGCCUCAGAGGGUUCCCUCAGCCCAAACCUGCUGGACCUUAUCCUCGAGGGCCCCAAGGCCCCUGUGACUGAAGAGGAGUCAUUGUCUGAGGAGGAGGCUGCAGGAGAUGGACUAAAAGUGGAAGAGAGGAAGGAGAAGGAGGUUGUAAAAAAGGAGAAGGAAGACCACCUUGUUAAUGAAUCUAAGGAAGAGGAGAAAAAGGAGGAGCUGUUGAAAACCACAGAGAAGCCCGAGGAGGAUGGAAGACUAGCGGAAAAAGAGGGGGAGAAGGAGAAAGUGGGGGACACUACACUCUCUAAAGGCCCAUCGGAAGCUGUUGAUAUGUCGUUAAAGGAUAUCCCUUCUCUCCCAACCUCCCCUGAGGCUCCAGGAGACACCAACUCCAUUCCCGAGAGCUGUGAAGACCACAACAAGAGUGCUUCCUCUCUGUCUCUGGAGGCAGCAAAACAGGACCAGGUGGAGGAAGGCAGCACCGGCAGUAAGCGUCGGGUGAUGGAGGAAGACCCGGGAGUAGAGGACCACAAGAAGUGUCGGGUAGAGGAAGGAGAGGAGGAGGAGAGGGAGGGGGAGAGGAAGGAGGAGGAAGGAGCAGAGGGACCAGAGGAUGAGGAUGAGGGAUGGGGCGUCUUCAAGGCAGACGGGGUGGAUAUCCGUGUGGAGCGGAAGAAGAGGCUGGGGAAAGAUCAGGCCACAGAAGUCAAGCAGUCUACCGGGGAAACCUUCUUCAUUGACAAAAGUCCUCCUCCACCAGCUCCAUUCAACCAUCGGAUAGUGUCGGCCAAACCAAACCAGAUCAACAACUUCUACACCAUCAACAGAGUUGAGAUUCUAGGAGGGGGUCGUUUUGGCCAGGUGCACAAAUGCAUGGAAAACUCCUCAGGUCUCACGCUAGCUUCCAAAAUCAUCAAAGCCCGGAGUCAGAAAGAAAAGGAGGUGGUCAAGAAUGAGAUCAUGGUCAUGAACCAGUUGGACCACGCCAACCUGAUCCAGCUCUACGCCGCCUACGAGUCCAGGAAUGAUAUCAUCCUGGUGCUGGAAUAUGUGGAUGGUGGGGAGCUCUUUGACCGGAUCAUUGACGAGAACUACACUCUGAUGGAGCUGGACACAGUCAUGUUCAUCAGGCAGAUCUGUGAGGGCCUUCAGCACAUGCACAAGAUGUACAUCCUCCAUCUGGACCUCAAGCCGGAGAAUAUUCUAUGUGUGAGCAGAGUCACAAAUAAAAUCAAGAUCAUUGACUUUGGACUUGCCAGAAAAUACAUGCCCAGAGAGAAGUUGCGAGUGAAUUUCGGUACCCCAGAGUUCCUGGCCCCAGAAGUUGUCAACUACGACUUUGUGUCAUUCAACACCGACAUGUGGAGUCUGGGAGUCAUUACAUAUAUGCUUCUCAGCGGUCUGUGUCCUUUCCUGGGCGACAAUAACCCUGAGACUCUGAACAACAUCCUUGCCUGCCAGUGGAACUUUGACGAGGAAGAAUUUACAGACAUCUCAGAGGAAGCCAAAGAUUUCAUCUCUAAACUACUCAUCGUCAAUAAAAGUUGGAGGAUAGGUGCCUCUGAAGCAUUGAGGCAUCCUUGGCUCUCUGACCCAGUCCUCCAUCACCGACUUCACGAAAAGAAGAACAUGUGUCACUGUUCACGCCGAUCUUCAUGCGUACCCAUUACAGAUAGUUGAGCAUGAUGACUAGACGGCGCCAGCUGUGGCCACCUGGACCAAGCCUGCUGUACACCUGCAUGUUUACCAGCGCUUACAUAUCUAAACACCUGUAGAAGUACACCUGUAGAACUACUGGAGCUUACCUGUCUGUACACCUGUAGAACUACAACCUGCGAAACUACAACCUGUAGAAUUACUGGAGCUUACCUGUCUGUACACCUGUCGAACUACAACCUGCAAAAUUACAACCUGUAGAAUUACUGGAGCUUACCUGUCUGUACACCUGUAGAACUACAACCUGUAGAACUACAACCUGUAGAAUUACUGGAGCUUACUUGUCUGUACACCUGUAGAACUACAACCUGUAGAAUUACUGGAGCUUACCUGUCUGUACACCUGUAGAACUACAACCUGUAGAAUUACUGGAGCUUACCUGUCUGCACACCUGUAGAACUACAACCUGCAAAACUACAACCCGUAGAAUUACUGGAGCUUACCUGUCUGUACACCUGUAGAACUACAACCUGUAGAACUACAACCUGUAGAAUUACUGGAGCUUACUUGUCUGUACACCUGUAGAACUACAACCUGUAGAAUUACUGGAGCUUACCUGUCUGUACACCUGUAGAACUACAACCUGUAGAAUUACUGGAGCUUACCUGUCUGUACACCUGAAUAACUACAACCUGUAGAACUACAACCUGUAUAACUACCGUAGCUGUGUGAUGGUUGGACGAUACAUGUUACCUGAACAACUGUUAGCUCACUAGAUAUGCUGUUUUGUUGGUUUUUGUACGUAUAUACAAGGAUAGGUCAAAAAUGAGACAAAAAUAAGGAAUUGGUUUUAGUGGAAACAUUACCUGACAGUCAUACUGUACUUUUUUGAGUGGGUUGUCAUGUACUGUAAAAGUGCUAUUUCAGUGUGAUGCCAAAGCUUAGAAGACUGGAGGGUGUCGUGAAAGAUAGUAUGCUAGGUACAGUAUGUGAAUUUCAUCUGCAACGCAAGGUUAGUAUGACAUAACACCAAACUCUAACCUCGUAUCUUGUAAAUACUUUGGGGGUUUGAUUUUGUCAGACAAACUAGAUUCCAGAUUUUUUUAUAAAAAAAAAAAACUAUUAGCCAACGUUAUUUCCCUGUCGUACAGUUGUACUGUUCUCUUCCCUCAUGUGUGAAUCCAUUUUGAUUAGCUUUAUUUCUAUCUCAGUUAUCCACAAUGCAUCUCAACGUUUAUGCUGUGAUGCUGCUCUCCAUUUCAUCUCAUUUUCUGUUCAUGUAAAAGAGUUCCGUGUUGAGUACUGUACCCUGCUUUUCCUCUGACUGUGUGGGUAUUUAUCAAACCAAAGGAUUUUUCUGUUUAACUUGACUGAUAGACAGACAAAUGUCAUUGUGUUUGCUGUUUGUUUUGUGCUCUCUUGAUAUUGGGUGUAAAUAGAUUAAAUGUGUAGAUUUUUUGCUUAAACUUUUAAUGCAGAUCUGGGGUACUUAGUAAUGAGUCUGGGAGAGCAUUGUUAUACUGUUUUCAUUUUCUUGAAAUCAUUCGAUCCAUUAUAGAAUUAUAGAAUAUAAAUUGCUGUUGAUAAUCUAUAUUGUAUUUUGGAAAAAGAUGUACUUUCAGUAAAGAAAAUGGAAAUUGUUGUGCAGGAAUACUCAUUUUUUGACUUCACACAGACAGAACAAAAAAGGCCGAAGUUCAAGCAAGGAUAUUAAUACAUUUAAAUCUAAAAUAAUCUGACAAUGUUCGGGAUGUUUUAUCUAUGUUCUAGUAUAUUUCUAAAUCUGCAGUAUGAAAAGGGUUGAAUGGAUCUUGUCUGGUCAGGUUUUAUAAGCUCAAGGAUGUGCACUUUAAAUUGUUAUUUGUUUAAAUCAGAUGAAUUUAUCAAAACUAAUCUUAGCACUUAAGAGAAAAUACCAUUUUAGAAAUGAUGUUUUUAUGCCUGUAGUCAUACCCUGCAUUAUUUCAUUAUAUUUUGUUAAUGUGUGUGUGUGUGUAUAUAUAUAUAUAUAUAUAUAUAUAUCCCCAACAGUUUUACUUUAUAUUCAAAUAAUCUUAUUUUAUUAGUAUUUCUUUGUUUUCUUUGGAUUUUUUUAAAAUUUAGCCUUUGUUACUUUUUAUUUAAUGAAAGCAUGCUUUUUGCUUUCAUGUGCUCAGUAAAACCAAUUAUAGUACAUACAUGACACAUUAUACAUAAUUAUUUCAAUGUUUGGGGUUGUGCAUAAAUGUUUCCAUAGCUACUAUUGUUAUUUGUUCAAAAUUUUUCUCAAUGCUUGUCCACAUGUUAUCAUUUUGUAAUUAAAAAUAAAACUACUUUAUUACCUUC